UUAUGGCAGCCUUAAAGGACCCAGAAGUGGAAGUGGAUUCGACGAGAGCCCUGAUCCAACAUUGGCGCAUCUUUAGGCUGGUUGGCUUGCAUCCACCGGAUGGUGCCACCUGGUGGGGUCGCCAUUAUCGUAUCUACUCCAUCGUUUGGAACUUCAUCUUUCACAUCUGUAUACUAACAUCGUUUGUGGUGAACUUCCUGUUGUCCAACUCUUUGGAAAGCUUCUGCGAGAGCCUCUGCGUGGCCAUGCCGCACACUCUCUAUAUGCUCAAGCUGGUCAAUGUCGGUCGGAUGCGUCGGAAGAUGAUGCAUAGCAAUCGAUUGCUUCGGCACCUGGAUGGACGCCUGAACUGUGAUCAAGAGCGUCGCGUGAUCAAGGAGGGCGUUGCCCAGGCAAAUUUCUUUUUUCGGCAGACUGGACGUGGCUUUGUCUGUGUGAUAAUCGUUGGUAUCCUUUAUGUUAUCAUAUCCAGUGAACGCACAUUGAUGUAUCCCACCUGGGUGCCGUGGAACUGGCAGAGCAGCUCUACCUCGGUCUUUGUGGCCACCGCCACUGCGCACUCAAUGGCUAUCAUCGAGAAUGCCUUGGUGGUGCUUAAUUUGUGCACCUAUCCGGAUACGUAUCUCAUCAUGCUAAGUGCCCACACUAAGGCGCUGGCCUGGCGCGUCUCCCGUCUGGGUCAUGAUAGCCGCCAGACGCGGGAGGAGGUUUACCAGCGCUUGAUUGGCUGCAUCCGGGAUCAUCAGACAAUUUUAAACCUUUUCCGGCUGCUGGAGGAGUCCUUGUCGAUGACCUGCUUCCUGCAGUUCUUCUGCACGGCCGGCAUCCAGUGCACCAUCUGUUAUUUCCUGGUCUUUGAGCAGAUCGGGAUCAUGCGCUUUCUAAACAUGUUGUUCCUGCUGAUGGCAUUGACCAGCGAGACCCUGCUCCUGUGUUAUAUCUCGGAGCUGGUGUGCCAGGCGGGUGACAAUCUCCUGGCGGCCGCCUAUAGCUGCAAUUGGCUGGACCAGCCCGUCCACUUCCGGCGGCUGCUCGUCUUCAUGCUGUUAUAUUGCCAGAAGCCGCUGAUCCUUGUCGCCGGUGUGGUGCCGGUGAGCAUGAACACCUUCCUGGCGGUCUGCAAGGGAGGCUAUACCAUGCUCACGCUGCUCAACGAUAUGCGUUAAAAGGAUCUGGAAUAUAAGGAUGAAAUGUAGAAGGAAUACAUUUUGGGGAAUACUGGACCUUAAUACAUAGAGUCCACCGUUUAGUUUUGCACUUAAUA
Drosophila serrata is the source of this 1264-nucleotide messenger RNA. RefSeq names its product Odorant receptor 19a (gene Or19a). Lineage: Eukaryota; Metazoa; Arthropoda; Insecta; Diptera; Drosophilidae. Gene Ontology annotation, biological process: detection of chemical stimulus involved in sensory perception of smell; sensory perception of smell. Gene Ontology annotation, cellular component: plasma membrane. The record is from RefSeq and is a predicted model, not a curated record. Gene Ontology annotation, molecular function: odorant binding; olfactory receptor activity.